AUGACGAUUAUUGGUCAUGCUCCCCCGCCGCCACCACCCGCGGAGCCCCCGACCCCAACCUCCCCUCCGCCGCCGCCGCCGGAGAGGAACGGGACCCUCUACGAGCUCCUCCCGCUCUACGGCCUCCCCGCGGGCCUCUUCCCCUCCACCGUCACCGCCUUCUCGCUCGCCGACAACGGCAGCCUCACCGUCGACCUCGCGGGGCCCUGCAGCGUCCACUUCGAGUACCUCACCUCCUUCGACGCCCGCGUCACGGGGGUCCUCCGCUACGGCUCCCUCACCGACCUCCAGGGCGUGCAGGUCCGCCGCUUCCUCAUCUGGUUCGACGUCGUCCGCGUCAAGGUCGACCUGCCCCCGCCACCGCGCUACGUCUACCUCGACAUCGGAUGGAUCACGCGCAAGCUCCCCGCCAGCGACUUCGAGACCCUCCACGACUGCGACGACUCCAAGAACAAGUGCCGCCUCUCCUCCGCGCUCGCCACCGCCGCCACAUGGUUCCAGGACUUCUAUGCCCAAUUUUAGGGGAUGCGGAAGGUCUAUAAUUUUGUGUCAGCAUCAGAUGAGCUUACGGCCUUCCGCGUCCUGAAGGAAUUGGAGCACUAGCAUUUGUUAGACAUGGUGUAUGUCUCUACGACUUCUAUAUAGUACUCAUGCUGCAGUCUCAACUUUAGAUCUGUUUGGGAGCCACGAGAUCUUAUGGAAAUGUAUUGGUUAUUUUAGUCCAAACUGAUGCUGCGUGCUCCACGCAUCAAUACAAUAACACUUCUGAAGUGGUGUAUGUGUCAUCUUGUUGGAAACUGUGAAAGUCUCACCAUCACUUUCCUCUUUGUGUGAGCAAUGAGCA
Molecule: messenger RNA, 844 nt
Organism: Lolium rigidum
Lineage: Eukaryota; Viridiplantae; Streptophyta; Magnoliopsida; Poales; Poaceae
Exons: 4
Coding region: 1-522 (173 amino acids)
Source: RefSeq, a predicted model, not a curated record